This is a messenger RNA of Gaeumannomyces tritici R3-111a-1, 591 nucleotides long. RefSeq lists its product as hypothetical. NCBI's taxonomy places the organism in Eukaryota, Fungi, Ascomycota, Sordariomycetes, Magnaporthales, Magnaporthaceae. The record is from RefSeq and is a predicted model, not a curated record. Bases 1 to 591 code for a protein of 196 amino acids. The transcript is spliced from 3 exons.
AUGUGCGCCGCCCCGGGACGUGUCAUCCGGGAGCUGGGGGUCAGGCAACGGCGACGCCAGGAUGUUGGACCUCUCGAGCCAACUCAAAAAGACGACCAAUGGUCGGGGGCGAAGCCAGACGCGCGGGGAGGAUUUAGGGUCGGCAGCGCUGAUGCUGCUGCUGCUGCUGCGCUGGCAGCGAGCGAGCUAGAGCUGGGGACGCCGACGGGCAGUGGGGGGAAGAUGCGACGAGAGGGUCAGCUGCGCAUGAAGCCGACGGCGGCGCCGCAAAAGUUGGAAUGGCAUUGCCUGGGACCAACCCAGCCCGGACAGCAACCAGGACAGCAAGGGCCAGCGAUCAGACGGAGUCGUUCGCAAGAUGCCAAACACAGAGGAGACAGGGAGUGCACGCGUCACGAGUCAAUCGAGGGCGAAGAGCAGCCCGAGUCCCCAUCGGUUCGCUUCAGGGCAGCGGGGCUGAGCCAGGGCGCGGAAGGAGAGAGCGGGCCUCACCCCAGUGGUGUUGUGGAAGGCGAGGUGCAAGCAACCCAGCACAACGUUCGAGUCAUUAAUGGAUGCCCGGAAGAAGAAAAUACGUUGGUCAUCUUGUGA